CUAGAAGGAGGGUGGCGCAUGCGCGUUCGGCCGACGCCAUCUCUAACUACUGUGCGUACUUAUUCCUAGAGUGAAAUGAAUGCUAAUUCGUGUUAAAAAGUGUAAUUUAUCAUGUAAUUAUAUCGCCGCCUGUGAGAUAAAGUGACACCACAUAGUGUUUAACCUACGCAGUGCAAGCGUAAUAAAAUCGCGGUCGUAAAUUUGCGGAAGUUUCUUAGCUAUACCAACGCAUAUUUUUUGCGGCCGUCUCCGCGGCCACCGCAUACAUCAGGCUACUUGAUGGGCCUUUGUCGCCGGACCGGCUAGUGGUAAUUUACUGCUUUAUUAUCAACCGACGCCGCCGUAGAAAGCGUGCUAAGUGAGCUAAGCGCGUUACGCGCCUAUCGGCCGGACCGAGUUCGAUUACGUACGAUUGUUGUGGGUCAAAGACUCCGCGGUGUCGGCGCGCGUCUACUACAGUCCUACAGCUCAUCGCUUAUGUUUCAGAUUUUACGCUUCGGUGUGAGUGUUCGCGUGAUAUGAAUUCUGUAAAGCCCGUUUUGCCCCAGCCUGGGGCGCCGGGUGUGCAGACGAGUCCCGCGAAGGCGACUGUCGCCGGCGGCGGAUUGGGCGCGGGCGGGAACUUGCCCAACCUCGGGGGCAGCCUUGUCGGGCAGAACCUUUCGCAGCCCGUGGCCGUGCCACAGCCGCUGGCGCCGUCAGCUCAGCCCCUCGCACACGCCGUGCCUUCCAUGGCGCCGGUCUCCGCAAACAUGGCGCAAAUGGCUCAAAAUAUGAGUCACCACGGUAACUUAUCACACGUCACUCAGAACUCUGUUCCACCUGUGGCCACCAGUCCAGCCAAGACACCAGCCAGCGCUCCAUUGAGUCUUGUCCAAGACAAACCUCCAGGACCAGCUCCCUCUCAGCCCUUAGCAUUGACACGGACUCCAGAGAAAAAGGAACCUGACUCAACUGUCCCAACGGCACAGUCAAAUGGCACAGUUGACUCUCUAAAAUCAACUGCAAAUGCUCCCACCACUUUGAAACCACAAAAUCCUGAACCAAGCAAAUUUAUUGACAUUGCUAAGACAUCACCAAGUACACCAAAGCCCCCUGAGAAACCUUUAAGUGCUCCUAGUACUCCUCAGAAGGCUGAACCUGCCAAUGCCAACCAAGUGGCCGACCCUGCUCAGCCUAAAGUGGCCACUGCCAAUGAGGCACCAGAAAAAUCCCCAGCCAAACCGACUGAACCCAAGCCAGCACCAACGGCUGAUGUUGCACCAUCCCAAAGUGACAGUAAGCCUGUUCCAGAAUCAGCUAAAGACAGUCCAUGCCCUGAAAAGGCGCCAACUGCACAAAAACCUGAACAACCAGCCCAACCAGCAGCGGGAAGUGCCAAGGUACAAAAUGAUGUAAAACCUGAAGAGAAAAAACCAGAGCCGGAACCUGAAAAGCCAGCAGCAAAGCCAGUUGAAGAACCAGCGAAGCCAGAGGAGGCACCUAAAAAAGCAGAAACUCCUAAAAAGGAGGAGAAGCCAGUGGAAACUGCUGAAAAGCCAGUUGAAAAAGUUGAAGCGAAAAAACAAGAAAAACCAGAGGUCAAAACCCCUGCUAAACCUGAACCGAAGGCUGCGCCAAAAUCUACUCUGAAGCUUGCAACAGUCACACCACCAAUGAGGAAGAGAAGGCAUCCAAGCCCAAGCAAGUCCACUGAUGGCCCCAGUGUGGGUAAGAAGCCUGCUGAAGAUCCUUCUACACCUGACUCUCGGUCCAAGAGGAAUAGGAAAUCGGUGCAACUAUACCAGUCUCCAACUCCUGAGAUUGCCAUGGCAACCAAGCUGUCUGCCUCUGCUGGAAGAUCAACCCCAACUAAACCCAAUGAUGACAAGCUUAUUGUGUUUUACAAAAACGAAUACCUAGCGGUCCGAAACGCCGAAGGUGGUUUUUAUGUCUGCCAGGCCACGCAGAAUGUGUACCGCACCACACGCAAGAUCAAAAUCCGCUGGUUGUCCCAGGACAAGACCGCGGACCCGUCCGGGGAGACUUACAAACCGGACUUCUAUGAUGUCACUGACAUGGAGUGCGUGCUAACAACGUUGUCCCUGGCGCGAGCGCCUGGUGGCGGCGGUGCGCAGAUCCUCAAGCCGGCCGAGCAGGCGCGGGCUCGCUCCAUACUGGAGCGCGCGCUGCAGGCUGAGCAUGGCGACGCCAAGCCCGCCGUCACCGAGGAGCACCCGGACGGCUUGGACCUGUCGCUAUACACUGACGAGUCGCAGCUAGAAAAGAAGUCGCGCAAGCGAAGCGCGUCCAAGUCCUCCCCCGGCAAGCCCUCCCCCCGCAAGUCCUCCCCGCGCCAAGCCGAUACACAAAAGGAAGUACCGACGCCGGUAAAAAAGGCGCGUACCUCACCAAAGCGCAGCCCCAAGCGCAAAACCAAAGCGACACCGCAAAAACCACAAACCAAACGAAAAUCGGCAGGUACCACGCCCAUAGUGGCGACGGCAAGCAAGACGGCCACGGCGGUAACGGAAAAGGCAAAGGCUAAGACGCCGAAAAGGACGCCGGCCAAACAGAAGGAGACGCCGCCGCCGGCCACGCCCACGAGGGGGAGGCGGUCAAUUGUGAAAGACACCAAACCCUCCCCAAUCGUGCCCACGCCGUCAACGUCGACCGGUAAGACCACGCGCACGCCGCGGAAGCCCCCCGCGAAGAAAUAAUACGAGUCGCACCGCGGCGCCACACUGCGCGUGACCGCACGCCGAGCGCGGUGAGGAACUCUAGUGAAUAUUAAAACCGCUUUUACAGGUCUUCUUUCACUAAAAUGGAAUGAGGACUUAAUAUAAGAUGAAACAAACAUUAAUCAAAUGAAACAUUAAUAUAAUGGUGAAUUUUAAUGUUAUACCUCCUCUAUGUCAUUAAAAUGUACCACAAUCUAGCAAAAAUGAAAUGUCGAAAUUGAAAAUGAACUGUUCCUAUUUGGACGAAGCAACAUGUGAUAACGCAUCACGCCAUUUCAUGGUUUUAUGUAAAUUAGUACAAUAAUCAACAAACACCUAAAGUACAGCAGACUUUCACUGCCAGCGCGAACUAUGCGCUACGUUCCUAGCUGAUAUCACGCUGUUCUUAGCUUUUUUCGGUAUGAAGUGGAAAAGCCGCUUUGUAACCAAAAGCGCCUACGAACAGAGAACCCGCCUGGCAGUGAAUGUGUUAUAUACCUACGCCAUUUAAUCGAAUUUGAGAUAAAACUGGUAGAUUAUGUUAAGUUACUUGUAUGUCUUAUUCUAAUUGUUCUAUCAGACUAGUCUUCAGACAUACAAGUGUAUAGCGGUUUUUAUCGUCACAGAAGACUCACUGUAGUUGUCAAUUUUCUCUUCUCUUCUCGUUUUAAUGAAAUAAUUGAAGCCAGUUGAGUAGACAAAUGUUAUCAAAGGUAUCGUCCUCGUGGUAAGGUCGUAACAUUGUGUCUUAGAAGAUAUUUAUUUUUACAACAUGGACUUGCAUAAUAAUGUAUUACAUUUAUAUUGAUUUUUUAUUGUAACGACUUUAUUCGCAACAUGCAUUUUGACAGAUUUUUAAUUAUGUUCCAAAUUGGAAUAAUAUUGCUAAUAUAUCUUUUAAUGUUCUCUUGUUUUGUACUUAUAGGUGUAAGGAAAUCCGUUAGAUGUGCACCUGAAAUCAUCUCUCGUCAUUGAAAAUGAUAAAUAUUAUAUAACACUGUCAAAAUGCCAUUCUGUGAACAUUGUAUGCCUAAUUCAAAGGAGGGAAGCUAGGCAUGUCAAUAAUUGGCUGACUCAAGAAUAUCCUAUUUUACCUAUGUAAAACGGGAUGGAUGCUUUUAAGCCACGAAAACAAUAGCAUCCUUUAUUUGCAUAUUUAUGAGAUGUUUUUAUUUUAUUGACUAUUUGAUGAUGAAGUACAGUAAUCAUGAAGCACAAUAAUGAUCAGGAAUAUUGUUAUAUUAUAGGGAAAUGCUAAGUGGAGGUAAAUUAUAAUUAUGUAAUUACUUUUAUACACUUUUGUGUAUCAUUGAUCAGUUAUUGGUCAGGGGCCUACUAGUGUGAAAGGCCCGGGAAAGAUUAUAACUCGUGUCAAUGAAAGGCCACUUUAUUACUUUUCAAUAAGUGAUUGACUGUAAGAAUAAUGUUUCUUUGUAACAAUAAAAUAUGGGAAAUCAAGAAUUCACUUUAAUUUUAUUAUACUAACUUUUACUAACGUAUAUGUAACAAUUUUAGUAUUCACUGUAAAUAUAUACAAUUAAUAUGAAUGUUAACAGUCUAAUUUUGCUCUUCUGGAUCCAAUGCUGGGGGACGAUUGUCUCCUCUAGCUAUAGGCAAUAGAUUUAAAGGUUUUUUAUAAGACUAGGAUAAAAUUUGGAAUUCUGCUAGUGUAUUGAUAUUAGGAUAUGGUACUCGAUCAUUUCGAAGUUUUGUAUAAAAUCAGUACAAAGAACUAAAAAGUAAUCAGAAUUUAACACAUUUAAUUUGAAAUAAGAAUAUAUUUUGAUACUAUUGGUUUACUUUUAUCAUAAUGUGCUGUCGUGAAUUGAGGGGUUGUCGUUUUAACUGCAAUGAGACCGAAAGAAAAUGGAUUGUAAGAAUUAAGGUUUCUCAUAGUGGCUGGCAGAUCCUCAAGUCUACAGAGUAAAAUGUGUAUCUGUUUGGACCAAGCAUAAUAUCGCGGAUGUAUUAAAUACAUUGAAUCAAUGUACAGUUGAAUACUAAAUGUUAUGCCACUGCCUAUUUUGAAACUUCUUCAAUUGUAAAAAUAGAUAACUUAAUCUAUUUUUAGUUUUAUACAAUUUAGUUUUAAUGAAAACAUUCUCCCGACUUUGUUACAUCACGUCUGUGAGUUGAUGAGUUAAGGUUGUUUUGGCCUGCGGGCGCGCGCCGCACUGCAUUUUGUUGAAUGUUUCCAUAAGUCUUAUGUUGUUAUUAUACGUCGGACCCGAGUUAAGGGCGUGCGAGUGUGUGUGUUAGAAAAAUAAAGUACCUACAUUUUAGAUGGUAUUUCUAAAUAGGUUAAUUAAAAAGAGGAUUAAGCUUAAGAUAUAAAUUUGUGUGUGAAUUUUCUGUUUAUAACGUACCAAGUGGGAAAUUUUUGUACCGAGCCUGUGGUACAAUAGUUGUAAACAUAUUUUAGCGUUUUAUACAAAAAUAUAUCAGUUUGAGAGUACUAUUGUAACAGAAAGUCCACAAAUUACAAAAUUUAUAUGCAAUUCAGAAUUAAAUAUAAUAAUUUAAGAGA
Cydia strobilella is the source of this 5226-nucleotide messenger RNA. RefSeq names its product proteoglycan 4-like. The record is from RefSeq and is a predicted model, not a curated record. Lineage: Eukaryota; Metazoa; Arthropoda; Insecta; Lepidoptera; Tortricidae. The transcript has 8 exons. Bases 519 to 2699 code for a protein of 726 amino acids.